CCUUCCCUUCCCUUUCUCGUCUUUCCCCUCCCAUUUCCCCAUAGCUCUCUCUCGUCUUUCCCCUCCCAUUUCCCCAUAGCUCUCUCUCGUCUCUUCGCCAUGGGAACUCCGCUUCUGUUCCUCCUCGCCUUCUCUUUCUCCUUCUUCUCCGCCCUCUCUUUCUCACCUUUCUCCCCCGUCGACAACCAUCUCAUCAAUUGCGGCUCCGCACUCGACGCCGCCGUCGACGGCCGCCGUUUCGUCUCCGAUUUCCACUCCUCCAAUCCCGGCACUCCGCUCCAAUCCUCCGCUCUCACGACGGCGCUGUGCAACGGAUCCCCCCGAUCCAGCUCGCCCCAAAUCUAUCACACGGCUCGGGUUUUCAGGAAACCCUCCAGAUACGCGGUCGAGAUCAAGGAGCCCGGGACUCACAUGGUACGCCUCCAUUUCGACCCUUUCGUUUCCUCCAAUUCCGAUCUGAGAGAGGCCCGAUUCCACGUCCUGGUUGACAAUUACGUUGCCCUGAGCAACUUCACUGUAUCAGACACUCUGGUGAAGGAGUAUUUGGUCUGGGUUAGUCAGAACAAGCUUGUUAUCACGAUUGUUCCAACCCAGAAGGGUAAAUUAGGGUUCGUGAAUGCAAUUGAGGUACUUUCUGCACCCAAGGAUCUGAUUCCGGACACGGCGACCCUCGUGAGGGAUGGCGAGACUCAGAAAUUCGAGGGUUUGAUCAAGCAAGGGCUUGAAACUGUGCAUAGGGUUAAUGUUGGAGGUCCGAAAGUGACCCCAUUUAAUGAUUCAGUGUGGAGAACAUGGAUUCCUGAUGAUGGGUUCUUCAAAUCAAGUGACCUUUCAAGCAAGGUUCAUUUCAGUGGGCGGAUUAACUACCAGGUUGGAGGUGCUAGCCGGGAAGUUUGUCCCGAUUUCGUCUACAACUCUGCUAGAGUGAUAGCUAGCAAGAGUAGUUCAAUUCCUGAGGCAAAUAUGAAUUGGGUGUUUCGAGUGACCGGAGGUCAUAGGUAUCUUGUGAGGCUGCAUUUCUGUGAUAUCGCUAGCCUGUCUCUUGGUUCGCUCUACUUUAAUGUCUACAUCAACGAGCAAUUGGCAUCCAAGGAUGUUGACCUCUCCUCGAUUGCAUAUGAGCUGGCCUCUCCAUAUUAUGCUGAUUUUGUGGUUGACAGUGAUAACCUGGGAGCUGUAAGUGUGGUUAUUGGGCGUUCUAACUUGAGCAUGGCCUACGCUGUGGAUGGCAUUCUGAAUGGCGUUGAGAUCAUGAAGAUGAACAACUCAAUGGCUAGUUUUGAUGGAAAGAUGUGCAGAGGCAUGGCCUUGAAGAACUGGCCUAGAGGGAAUUCUGGUGGCCUGAUCACUUUGGUUGUUGUGUUAUGCCUCCUGCUUCUUAGUGUCUCUAUGCUGAUGAGGAGGAAGAUAGUGCGAGUGAAGGACUCGUUUUCGUGGACUAAACUGCCUACCGAAGUCUCGGAGGUGAAUCUGAAGGUUGGAAUCCAGUCCUCCCUUGGUGAUGGGUCAUGACCCAUGGAGCUUGGGGUUGGGCCUUGGAGUGGGUAGUUUGAUGGCUCGUUUGAAUAUCCAUUGGUCUGGCUCGAAACCUUCGAAAUCAAAUUGCAUUCAUCAUGUUAUAAUUUGUUUCUUUAUUUUGUAAUGAAAAAUGAAUAUAUUCAUUGUUUUUUCUUUAAAUUGCAUACCCAUAUGGAUCGACUUGCCCCGACCAGCGCUCUAAGAUAAA
This is a messenger RNA of Linum tenue, 1726 nucleotides long. The record is from the annotation of a GenBank genome assembly. NCBI's taxonomy places the organism in Eukaryota, Viridiplantae, Streptophyta, Magnoliopsida, Malpighiales, Linaceae.